Sphenostylis stenocarpa is the source of this 1929-nucleotide messenger RNA. The record is from the annotation of a GenBank genome assembly. NCBI's taxonomy places the organism in Eukaryota, Viridiplantae, Streptophyta, Magnoliopsida, Fabales, Fabaceae.
AUGGCAACGACGAGUAAUAACCCAUCAUGCCCUGCACCCAUGAAGGCCACGUCCAACGGGGCAUUCCAACAUGAAAACCCUCUCGAUUAUGCGCUUCCUCUGUUAAUCCUCCAAAUUUGUUUGGUCGUUGCUUUUACUAGAUUUAUUGCAUUCCUUUGCAAACCCCUCAGACAACCCCGAGUCGUUGCUGAGAUCAUCGGAGGAAUACUACUAGGGCCAUCUGCAAUUGGGCGGAGCGAGAAGUUUUUGAAUACGGUUUUCCCAGCGAAAAGCAUAACAGUUCUUGACACACUGGCCAACAUAGGUCUUUUGUUCUUCUUGUUUCUUGUGGGUCUUGAGCUUGACAUGCGUGCAAUUCGACGUACUGGUCGUAAGGCCUUAGGCAUUGCCCUAUGUGGGAUCAUUGUGCCUUUUGUUCUUGGCAUUGGAACUUCCGUUGCUCUUCGAGCCACUUUAUCCAAGGGUGCCGAGCCACUUCCUUUUCUUGUCUUCAUGGGUGUUUCUCUCUCAAUCACUGCAUUUCCUGUCCUUGCUAGGAUCCUGGCCGAGCUUAAACUCCUUACCACCGAUGUUGGUCGCAUAACAAUGUCUGCUGCCGCUGUUAAUGAUGUUGCAGCUUGGAUUUUUCUUGCUCUUGCCAUAGCCCUUUCUGGUUCUAACACAUCCCCACUUGUUCCUCUUUGGGUUUUGCUAUCUGGUGUUGCUUUUGUCACCUUUGUUGUCUUUGCCAUUAGGCCAUUGCUUGUGGCUAUGGCUAGCCGUUCCCUGGAAGGUGAGCCAGUUAAGGAGUUGUACAUAUGCAUCACAUUGACUCUGGUUUUGGCUUGUGGUUUUGUCACUGAUAUCAUUGGAAUUCAUGCCCUCUUUGGAGCUUUUGUGGUUGGUACUGUUAUGCCCAAAGAAGGUUCCUUUGCUACGGUGUUGACUGAGAGGAUAGAAGACCUGGUGUCUGGCCUUUUCUUGCCACUAUAUUUUGUGUCCAGUGGUUUAAAGACUAAUGUGGCAACAAUUAAGGGAGGUCUUUCUUGGGCAAUGCUAAUGCUUGUUAUAUUCAAUGCUUGCUUUGGGAAGAUUGUUGGCACUACUGUUGUUUCAUUACUAUGUAAGGUGCCUUUCAGAGAAGCCCUGGCUCUUGGAUUUCUCAUGAACACAAAGGGCUUGGUAGAGCUCAUUAUUCUCAACAUUGGGAAGGACCGGAAGGUGUUGAAUGACCAAGCAUUUGCCAUUUGUGUUCUCAUGGCCUUGUUUACCACCUUUAUCACCACCCCAAUAGUGAUGUUUGUCUAUAAACCAGCUCGCAGAGGAGCACCUUACAAACACAAAACAAUUCAACGUGAUCUUGACACUGAGCUUCGAAUGCUUGCUUGCUUCCACGGCACCCACAACAUUCCCACGCUGAUCAAUCUAAUAGAGUGCUCCCGUGGAAGCCAAAGGAAAGGAAAGCUUUGUAUAUAUGCAAUGCACUUGAUGGAGCUAUCAGAGCGAUCUUCAGCAAUCACAAUGGUUCACAAGGCACGCAAGAAUGGCAUGCCCUUUUGGAACAAGAAGCAAGAUGGCGAAGAUAAAAUGAUCAUAGCUUUUCAGGCUUAUGAGAAACUGAGCAGUGUCAGUGUGCGACCCAUGACGGCAAUAUCUUCUCUUAAUAACAUCCAUGAAGAUAUUUGUACUAGUGCUCACCAAAAGCGUGCAGCCAUGAUCAUCCUUCCAUUCCACAAACGCCAACGUGUGGAUGGAUCAAUGGAGUCACUAGGACAUUCAUUCCAUGUUACCAAUCAACUUGUGUUAAGCCAUGCUCCUUGCUCAGUCGGAAUUUUGGUUGAUCGAGGUCUUGGAGGCACAAGCCAAGUCCAAGCUAGUGAUGUGUCUUAUAAGAUAGUGGUACCCUUUUUGGUGGGCGUGAUGAUCGUGAAGCACUUUGUUAUGGUAUGA